GAAAACCGGAAUGACAGUGCACUGUUAAUGAAUUGUAGAUUUAGCAAUACUUUAAAUAAUACAAUAGACGUUCAAAACACAGUGGCUUGCAUUUUGGAAACACAAAUCGUUGUUUUUGUCAUUAAAUGUGUUGAAACCAUGUACGACAAAGUUGUUUAUCGAUUCAAUCACAAAUCAAGCAAAAAAGGCAAUAUGAAAUUUAUACAUGAUACUAGUAUAAUCCAAAGAAGCAUCGGUCUUUGUAGUAUUGUAAGUGAUUAACCAUGCCACCGUACAUGCAUAACGUGUACAACAUAUAUGUACAUAAGGUUCACCAUUAUUACACGUAUUAAAUUGUUUAAACUGAAUAGUUUUACCAUAUUUAACGUUACGGUAGCCUUUAAAAAGUUGUAACGCGUGUAACGCUUUAUUUUCUAGGCAUGCUUGGAACAUUUUCAUGUUGUUCGCCUUCGGCUAUAUUUCCCAAGCUAACAAUUCAGCUCUUCCCUAGAAAUAAUUUCACUGGACUGUGUUACUCUACAGUUUUCACUACAGUCAAUAUGGCAAGUAAUGAUAAAGAAAGUAAGAUAGACACUGAUACAAACGAUCGAGGUUUAACGAUGAUGAAACUUCUUGUUAAUGGACCACCAAGGCUGAAACAGAAACCAAACAUUCUACCUGUAGAUCUUUUAAAAGAUGUUACACAACUAGUGAGAAGACAGAACGUUGCACCGGAAGGAAGCAUUUGUUUGGAUGAUCACAGUUUUACUUCACAUACAUACUCUGGUAAAUCAUUAAAACAAGAAAAUUUAAACACAAAUGGUGGUUCUGGAGCAACAAAAAUAGUUUCCGAAAUGACCUGUAGUUUAACAAAAUAUAACACUAAUGAACACUCGGCCAGUGGCUCUCUAAACACGUUGUUGGAAGCAGAAACGGGACAUACAGAUGUAUCGAAAUCGUUAGUUGAGAAAGACACUACAGAGUCAAAAACUGCAGACGAACCUCUAUUACAAAUGGGCACCACUUUCUUAGAAAAUACAUAUGACAAAGAGAAAAUGCCUGACCCGGUAUACGACCUCUCCCUGCUCUUCUCAGGUGAGCUCGAGAGCAGAAGAAAGAAACUGAGCAAAUCAGCAAUUAGGAAAUUAAAGAAACAGAAGAAAUCGUUGGAAUCCUCUGUUAAAGAAUGCGUGCCAAAGGAAAAUAGCGAGAAGGAAAAGAAACCUAGAGUGAACUACUUUGUUGCCAUACCGAUCACGAAUGAAAAGAUAAAGUCACCUCUUCAAGCCAUUCAAGAUUCGAUGGUUACAGCAGAAGAGCAGCUUAAAUCUGCAAUUGUUAAGGUGUCUACCCUUCACUUAACCAUCAUGGUGCUAACACUUAGCACAGAGGAAGAGAUGAAAAGUGCUAGAGAAGCAAUGGAUAAAUGUUGGGAGAAAUUGCGACCAUGGUUCAGUCAAGGGCCUCUAUUCUUCGAUAUGGUCGGCCUUGGUAACUUCAAAAACGAGGUGUUGUUCGCCAAGAUAAAGGACGAUGACCAAAUAAGCAAGUUACAGAAGAUUGCAGAGAUUGUAGAGGACACUUUUCAUCAGCACGAGGUCGUUCCUGGAGACGACAAAGCAUUUAAACCCCAUGCUACUAUUGCAAAGUUGUCGAAAAUGAAGGGGAAAGGACGGAAACGUUUGAAGAAGAUUGACACAAGCCUGUACACUGAGUGGCUGGAAACUGACUUUGGACGGGAGGAGGUCACUACUUUACAGUUGUGUUCAAUGACAAAGCCUAAGGACAAGCAAGGUUACUAUCACGUGGAACAUGCUAUCAAUUUUGGGAAGUCUUCGUUUGAAACGAAAUAUUCCGAUUCCGGGAACGGCGCGGAUAAUUCUGGUACAGGAGAAGAGCUGUUGGGUAAUGAUAUCAUUAGGAUAAACGCCGAUGAACCAUGUGAUAUUGAUAGUGCAACUAGUGUAGACCGAGAAGAAAAUGACUUGGUGAAUCAAGAUGAAGGCUCUGAGGACAGCAUAUCAGAGACAGAUUCAAACCGCGUUUGUUCCAGUGUGGUAGAUGCAAACAGGAGUUGUAUGAAAAAGACUAACUUAAUGUUAGAUAAUGUUGAUAAAUCAUAGGUAUCUGAGUUAUAAAAUGAACGUGGUUUUCGACUGAAGUAAGCAUGUAUCAACACUCGGACAUUAAUUUUCAGACUGACACAUUUGUUUAUUAUACAUCGGACUCCGAUUAUUGUUAUGCGCCUGAUCGGUGCAUAUAGUAAUCGGAUUGUCCGUCCAUAUGUCCGUCUUUCCUUCAUUCCCCAGGGUUUCCCAACUCUAUGCAUGCGGGUAGGUUAUGACCAGCAGAUGGCCCGAAUCGAUUUUGAGAUCAGUAGGUCAAAGGUCAUGGUCAAGGUGGCCUAGAGCUGAAAAUAAUUUUUCGAUCAAUAGCUAAAGACUGCUUGGGCCCAGAAACCUCAUACUAGUACUUGGUAGGCAGUUGUUCAUGUCUAGUUGAUCCCUGUAUAUUUGAGGUAAAUAGGUCAAAGGUUAAGGUGACAGGUUAUAUUUUAUAUGUAACGAUGUUUAUUUGGUAAAUAAUAUGGCACCAUUCAAUUAUGAACACCAGGAAAGAGAGGCAAAUAGUUUUUGUCGUCAGUUUUUUGAAGUUGUCCAUUUUUUUUUUUAUCAGCAAUGCAUUUCUUUAAACUACUUGACUUAAUUGUGCAUGUAUUUUUAACAAAGCAUCGCUCAGGGUCCCAAUGCUAUACAAAUAUGUAUUCUUUUUUUAGUAUGUUUCACAUUGAGAAGGGGUGUAGUACAAUGAUAUUGUACAUAUAGCAAUGAAAACUAUUGGCAGCCACAGCAUCAUUCAAACGAAACCAAUGUGCCUUUUAAUGCUAAUUGGAAACUAGCUGAAGAAGAUGCAGCAUGGUUUGGAAGAGUAAUAUACAGUGCCUGAACUUGGAAGUUUCCGAUCCUGUAAAGUACUUUUACAUGACACCAUGUGCGUGUUUGAAUUUGUAUAGUAAAUUUAUUGGAAUGUGUCGACAAGUUUGUAAUGGUGAAUGGUUCCCUACAAAAAAACCCCGAAUCGAGUCGACUUAGUAAUAAAUUGCGAUUGCAAAAUAUUGAAAAUAAUUUUGCUCGCUUUUAUGUUUUAAAGUAAGAUGGAGAAUAAACUG
Molecule: messenger RNA, 3148 nt
Organism: Mya arenaria
Lineage: Eukaryota; Metazoa; Mollusca; Bivalvia; Myida; Myidae
Exons: 6
Coding region: 420-2102 (560 amino acids)
Cellular component (GO): cytosol
Molecular function (GO): protein kinase A regulatory subunit binding
Source: RefSeq, a predicted model, not a curated record